AACAGAAAGGGACUUUCCAGCCCAUGUUUGGAAAUGUUUACUCUGGGGCGCUAUCUGUCAGACAGAAGCCUCUACACUGCACGCUAGAGACCAUCUAGUAGUGUACCGUUAGGUGUCCAUUGGAAUUGAAUCUCGAGGGAGAUCAUUAUACUAACUAACCAUGGCUCAAACGAAAAUCCACCACGCUAAAAUGACUGAAGCCGCUAAAGGCAAAUUCAGCAGAUCAAUGUCUAUGGCAGAUCGCUCUGGACAACUACUUCAAAGUUUGGACCAGCUGGAAAUAAGGGUGGAGGCUUUACGUGAAGCCGCAACUUCGAUGGAACAGGAGAGAGAGUGCUUACUGGAUUUGAUACAAUCCAUAAAGAAUAGUGAAGAAAUGCGCAGCAUUUGUGACGGAGAGCGAGAGGAACUAUCUUUAACUGCUAAUCGUCUUCUGGGUAGGACGCUAACAGUUGAAAUCUCAGUGGAAACCAUAAGGAACUCCACACAGGAGGAUGCGUUACACAAGGCUACCUCUUUGAUUGAUGAGAUUGCAGCAAAGUUGCUUGACGACAUGGAUGGUGCCAGAAAGCGCCUGAUGGCACUGCACGCUGCCUGUGUGACCGAAGCACCAGCUGUUCCUAUCGAUACAAAAAUCCAGACGAUCGUCAUCACCUGCGCCUUGGAAGAUUCAGAAGAAAAUCAAGAGGCGGCUUGAAACUCUGAUAAGAAAUGUGGAUAAUGCUGAGAAGAAUAUUAAAGAUAAUGGAUCAUCGGAAAAUGGAUGACUUAAACAGUGCCAAUGG
This is a messenger RNA of Salvelinus sp. IW2-2015, 785 nucleotides long. Its product is annotated as BAG family molecular chaperone regulator 2-like. Gene Ontology annotation, biological process: protein stabilization. The record is from RefSeq and is a predicted model, not a curated record. NCBI's taxonomy places the organism in Eukaryota, Metazoa, Chordata, Actinopteri, Salmoniformes, Salmonidae. Gene Ontology annotation, molecular function: protein-folding chaperone binding; adenyl-nucleotide exchange factor activity.